UGACGCAGCGUAACUCAACACAACGCUAUCGGACGCAGCUCUGCAGGUUGUGUCCAACAGUAAACAAUUCUGAAUAGUUCUAAACGCUCUAAACGACAGUGACGUUUCGGAAUUAAGUGUGGAGUGACGUUGCGCGUGGAAUUAUUGCGAGAUUGUAAUAAAUGAGAUUUGAAUAAUAUCCAUGGUUCAGUAAAUUUCAAAAUUGAUUAAUUUCGAACAAUGGAAUUAUUAAGAAAUUAUCGUUCUUCGGAGAAGAUAAUCAGAAAAUCAGAAAUAAUCAACUGAUUUAACGGCAUACAGCAAUAUUGGAACAUGUACUGUAUAUGCGGAUUUGAAAAUUAGUUGGAGCCACACUAGAGGAAUUUUCUUUACCUGUAAUUCAGUAGCGUACUAAAGAAACAAACAAGAAAAUGAGGUCUUGGGGAGAGGCUAAUGAAGUCAUAUGUGACUGACGCAAUUUAUAUUGUUUAUAUUUUACUUGGAAGAGAUGAAUGGGGCUGUACGUUUGGAAUAAAUUAGAUGUCCAAUGGAAAACAGGCAUCCUGUAAUAAAUGAUUUGAAGAGCUACAGGGGACAGGUAUCAUUUCCUGGUGGUGUACAAGACACAACAGAUGACAGUUUAGAAGAAACUGCUCUUCGUGAGACCUUCGAGGAACUUGGAAUUCAGAGAACUCAGAUUGAUGUGUGGGGUAGUGGAUGUUUUGUGGGUACAAGGCAGAAGGAUAUGGCAGUAAUGCCAUUUAUUGGUUAUCUUGGAGAAGUGUCUGUUGAAGGACUGAUAUUAAAUAGGAAGGAGGUUCAGUGUGUUUUUACUAUGCCAUUGAAACAUUUAAUUGAUCCUGCUAAUUUUAGAUCUACACAAUUUCGAAAUGGUUAUGCACUUCCAGUAUUUAUUGGCAGUGAACACAGAAUUUGGGGGAUGACAGCAAUAAUUACACAUUUUGUGCUGAGUGCAUUAUUACCUUCAGGAGCAUAUGUUCACAAGUUACGUUACAUUACUCCAUUUAAAACAACCUUACCUGGGACAAAGAAGAAGAAAGUGUAACUGUAAAUGCAGAUCCUAAAGGGUUCUGAUAAUGGUGAAUAACACUUGGGAAUACUGGGUUUUUGGACUUUGGUAUUCUAAAUAACACAUUGUUUUUUAAACUGGAUCUGUUUGUCUUAGGUGGGGGAACCUACUCUGUUGGAUCUGCUAGAAAGAUCUUCCUCCAAUGAUUGAGGUUAGCUCUUUCUAAUGAGCCCAGUAGAGUCGGUGUCUUCCAUCCCUUCACUGAAGAUGGAAACAGACCCAGUUUUAGAAACAUUGUGGUUUCCAUGGAUACUGGACAAUUGACAAAAUGCAAAAACUUGGUAAUCCUAACUGUAAAUGUGUACAGUGAAGUAUAUACAAGAAAUCAGUUUGUUAUUAACCAAUUAAGGAAAUACUUAUAAUUUCUAUACAUUUUAAAUACUUCAGGUGUUUAGUACCAAGCAUAAAGUAUAACAAAUAUUUAUUAUACAAGUCAUUUCAAUAGACAAGUCUCUCUUUCCUAAGCAUAGGAAUCCUUGAAUUCUGAUUAAAAAUGAAAGGUACGUUACACAAAGAAUUAUGCAUGACAAUUUCAAAUCUGCAAUGAACAUGACUGCCUGAAAUUAACAAAUAUACAGCAAAUGUUAUUUUAAUGUGUACAAAUAUAAUCUGCAUUAUUGGAUUAUGAAUCAUAUUUAUAAUUGAACAACUAGGUUUGUGUAACAGUAUUAUUUAUAAUGAAUGUACAAGAAGAAUAGUAUUAUUUUUGUUUUAUUUUCAUUAUUUUUCACGGUAAAACAGGAAAUUGUUCAUGACUGGAGCGGGUAUCUUAGACUUAGAUGUAUUCUAUGGCUGUAAUGAAAGUGAUAGCUGAUUGUACAAAUACAAAUAUGUUGUAUGACUCAUGAUAACAGUGGGCUGUGCAUACCAAUUAUAAUCAAUAUUUACUGCCCUUAUGUUGAUGUAUAUAUCAUGAAAUUAGAAAUAGUUUUUGCAACAUGAAAAUUAUUUGAACAAAUUAAUGUAAUCAAUUUUAUUUCAUAUUUAUUUUUAAAAAAUCUUUGUCAGCUUUAAAUUGGUAUUGGUAUGAUGUAUGCAACAUUUUGUUUCAUUCUAAAAGUUGAAUAUGCAUGAAUUAAUUAAUUUUGUAUGCAACAGUACAAAAUAUGAGCGAUGACACAGAAGACUGACAUGAAUGCAAGUUCGUUAGCCACUGCUAAAUAUUUUAGUUCACCAGGUAUCUGGCCCAUUGUUUAAGAUCAGUUGUAGUUUUUUAUGGAGCAGUGGAAUGUGAUGGUUUGCAGGAGGGAUAUUCAUAAAGAAUUUAUCUUGAUCCAAAAAUGAUAAACUAGUAUUAAUUGGAGUGUUCACAUUUUUGUUUUAUGGCCCUGUUGUUGCAUUUGGAGCCACUGUUGGCCUUUGGGUUGACAGUACAGUAUGUCUGUGGGGUAAAUUACCUGUUGUGGAAUACAGUAAAAUUGUGAAAGAAAUUUAUACACAAUAUCACACUCUACUGGAGAAGGAAUAUUGUUAAAUCUAACGUGUAAUUAAAUAUGCUUUUACAGCGUG
Molecule: messenger RNA, 2578 nt
Organism: Cryptotermes secundus
Lineage: Eukaryota; Metazoa; Arthropoda; Insecta; Blattodea; Kalotermitidae
Product: nucleoside diphosphate-linked moiety X motif 8
Exons: 2
Coding region: 527-1045 (172 amino acids)
Molecular function (GO): coenzyme A diphosphatase activity
Source: RefSeq, a predicted model, not a curated record